AUGGGCAAGCUACUGCUCACGUCUGGACAGGUCUCUGUUUUAUUGUCUUCAUGCAUUGUACUUAUUUUCACAGUAGUCCUCUUCUUUUCGGGCUACGUCCUACAGCAAAGGACUGUACAUAGUCUCCAAGCAGCCAUAAGACCUACGCGCCCGAAGCCAUUACCUGUCGCCGAACCUAUUGCGCCUCCAACAUUAGAUGUGAAAUGGGCGAGGCCAGUGGGCAGCCGACCCAAUGUCGACGAGUCUGUGGAGCAAUAUCUAGCGGGAGAGACGAUGGAUUGGAGCCGAUUGGGCUAUGUGCAAAUGGCCAGAGACCACUCUGAACUAUGCAGCGCUAUCAUGAUACUAGCUGAUGUGCACAAGAUGAAGAGCCCAGCCAGGAAGAUUUUGCUGUUCCCAAGGAGCUGGUUGAAGAAAACGGAAGGAGACGAGUACGACGCAGAUAUGUCAACAACGCGGAGAUUGUUACGAACUGCUGCAAGAAGAUAUGGCGUAUCCCUGAACCCAAUGGAGACAAUUACCAAGGACGCUGAUGAGUCACUACCGUCUUCGUACUCUCUGGCGAGUAUGUAUUCAUUGACCGAUUACGAGAGAAUUGUGUAUCUCCAGGGUCCUGGAGUAUUGCUUGACGCAUCCGCGCUCGACUCGCUGCUCGCAUUUUCGAAAUCAGAGCCCAUGGCGGCAUUUCCAGCCUCGCCAGACCGAACCAGCAUUUCGACAUCAAUGUUUAUGAUCCAUCCAUCGACCGAGCAUUUCCAUCAAUUGCGAGAUAUCCGCGCUACCGGACCCAUGGCUGACCUCGACCUCCUCCGCCAAUCAUUUCCCGCGCCCGAGUCUUUGAUUUCGGAGUGGUCGCUUUCAAUAGGAAAUUUCGUUUACGAGUCGCAGAAUUUGCGGAAUGCAGUGGACGGCUUUAAUGCGACACUAUUUGAGAAAGCUACGACAUAUGUCCGACUUUCGGAUCCCGAACUGCCAGGGCCUGAAUUCGACAUUCCGUAUGAUGAACGUGCAGCUCUCCACCCGGAAAAUGAAGAAGCGAGGGAAACUUGGAAGAAUUUGUACGAGCGGUUCCGGCAGCGACGUAUGGAAGUUUGUGGACUCGACUUGAUGUACCAAGCGGAAUCUGAGCUACCACCCGCGGUUGAUGUUGACCAAGAUCAAAGCGCGGAGGUCCCGGAGGUUUAG
Molecule: messenger RNA, 1185 nt
Organism: Aaosphaeria arxii CBS 175.79
Lineage: Eukaryota; Fungi; Ascomycota; Dothideomycetes; Pleosporales
Product: glycosyltransferase family 8 protein
Exons: 3
Coding region: 1-1185 (394 amino acids)
Source: RefSeq, a predicted model, not a curated record